Polyodon spathula (Mississippi paddlefish) is the source of this 4463-nucleotide messenger RNA. RefSeq names its product eph receptor B4a (gene ephb4a). Gene Ontology annotation, cellular component: plasma membrane; neuron projection. The coding region runs from base 754 to 3681 and encodes 975 amino acids. The transcript has 16 exons. Gene Ontology annotation, biological process: cell surface receptor protein tyrosine kinase signaling pathway; protein phosphorylation; axon guidance. NCBI's taxonomy places the organism in Eukaryota, Metazoa, Chordata, Actinopteri, Acipenseriformes, Polyodontidae. Gene Ontology annotation, molecular function: protein binding; transmembrane-ephrin receptor activity; ATP binding. The record is from RefSeq and is a predicted model, not a curated record.
GCGCACGGCACAGGGGGGGGGGGGAAAGUUUAGUGGAAACUUGAAAGAGUAUUUGAAAGUAGCAACCGAAAAAAAGGGAUUUACAAGAAAAACGAACAAGUGUUUUGUUCACCCGAUUGCUAUUCGCUCUUCUUUUUUUUUUUUGCCAAAGAAGGAUUUAUUGAGGAGAAUACGGCUUUGAGUUUUCGCUUCUUGGUUUUUUUUGUUUGUUUGUUUUGUAUUAAAACAUCCACAGAGGAAGAAAACUAACAGAAAACCUUUACCUUGCUUGAAACUGUCAACUUUUUUUUUCAGUCAACAAAACAAUAAAACAAAGACUUGUACUCAAACGCGACCCGAAUUGCGUUAUUCUCCUUGGCUUUAUUAUGCGGAAAAAAACAGAGCUGGUUUAUACAAAACGGCAUCAAUAAUACGAUCAGCUAUAAUCGUUACCUGUCAUCUGGCCGGCCGCCAGCGAAUUCAGUUUCAUCGACUGAGGCAAUAAAGCGCAUGUGUUUUUGUGUUAGCUGCUGUGCCAGACGCACGCUAUUGAAAACACGCAAACUUUGGGUGUAUUAAAACACAAACACAGGCGCAUCUCCACCGAUGCGCCGAGGAAGGCAAGCGGGGCUCUGCAGCAGCUGACACGGUGUCCGCGCUUCAAGGGAUAAACUCGCUUCUUUCUUUUUUUUUUUUUCCGCCCCCCUCGCCCCGUCGCUCAUUCCCGGAUUCAUUCUGCCGCGGUGUAUCUGUGUUCAGGAGCCGAGUCUCACGAUGCAUUGCUGCUGGCUGAUUCUGAGCUUCUUGCGUCUGUCCUGGGCUGUCGAAGAAACGCUCAUGAACACCAAACUGGAAACGGCGGACCUCAAAUGGACAACGUUCCCUAAAACGGAUCCACAGUGGGAGGAGGUGAGCGGUCUGGACGAGGAAUCCAACAGCGUCCGCACUUAUGAGAUCUGCAACCCCAGUGAAGCCAGCUGGCUCCGGACCACCCUGAUCCCUCGCCGGGGGGCCACCCGCGUCUACGUGGAGAUCAAGUUCACGAUGAUGGAGUGCUCCUCCAUCCCGCACAGCACCCGUGGCUGCAAGGAGACCUUCAACCUCUUCUACUUCCAGGCGGACAGCGACAUCGCCACGGCCCACUCCCCGGCCUGGAUGGAGAACCCGUACACGAAAGUGGACACUGUGGCCGCUGACCACCUCCUCCGCAAAGGGACCUCCGGGAAAUUCAACACCAAGACCCUCAGCCUGGGCCCGCUGUCCAAAGCGGGAUUCUACUUGGCUUUCCAAGCCCAGGGCUCCUGCAUGGCUCUCCUGUCGGUGAGAGUCUUUUACAAGAAGUGCCCGCCGCUCACCGUCAACUUCACGAGCUUCGAGGAGACGGUGCCGCGGAGCCUGGUGGAGGAGGCGGCGGGGCGGUGCGUGCCCAACGCCCGCAGGUCCUCGCCGGCGCCCCCUAGGAUGUUUUGCGGGCAGGACGGGCAUUGGGUGGAGCAGGUGACGUCAGACUGCGCCUGCGAUGAAGGUUAUGAGCCAGCGGAGGGGAACAGCAAGUGCAGAGGUUGUCCUGUGGGCACUUUCAAAGCCACCCAUGGCCCGGGGUCCUGCCAGGCUUGCCCUGUGAACAGCCAAUCAGCUUCCGAGGGGUCCAGGGUGUGCUCCUGCCGCAAUGGGUACUACCGUGCCAGGACAGACCCCGCCCACACGCCCUGCACCACCCCUCCUUCAGCCCCCCGGAGUAUUGUGACCCGCAUCAAUGACACCUUGGUCACUCUGGAGUGGAGCCAGCCUCUGGACAUGGGGGGUCGUUCCGACGUCUCCUACAACAUCGUCUGCCGCAAGUGCAAGGAUCCGCCGACGAAGGGGGCCUGCGAGAACUGCGAGGAGAGCGUCUCCUUCCGGCCCCUGCAGCGGGCGCUGUCCCAGCGCAGGGUGGACGUCUGGGGGCUGUCCCCCUACACCACCUACACGUUCGAGAUCCAGGCGGUCAACGGCGUGUCCGAGCUGAGCAGCUCCCCGCCGCAGUCCGAGGUGGUCAACGUCACGACCAACAGGGACGUUCCGGUUCCCGUGACCAGGAUCCAGGAGAAAGAAGUGACCGGGAGCAGUCUGACCCUUUACUGGCCAGUGCCUUCUCAAGCCAACUACCAGAUUCUGGACUAUCAAGUCAAGUACUUCGAGAAGGACCAAGGGGAAGCAGGUGCCGUCCAUCUCAAAACCAACACCAACUCCAUCAUUAUCAACGAGCUGAAGCGAGGCACGAUCUACGUGGUGAAAGUGAGGGCCAGGACCAUGGCUGGCUAUGGCAGCUUCAGCCAGGAUAUCUCCUUCCGCACCCAGCCUGAUGAACCAACUAACAAGGACCAGCAGAUUGCUCUGAUCGCAAGUACCGUGGCCGUUGGAGUGCUGGUGGUGGCGAUUGUCAUUAUCGUUGCGGUCGUCUGCAUCAGGAAACACGGCAACUCCAAGGAUCCUGAAUAUUCCGACAAACAUGGGCAGUACCUCAUCGGCCACGGAAUGAAGGUCUACAUCGACCCCUUCACUUACGAAGACCCCAAUGAAGCGGUGCGCGAGUUCGCCAAGGAAAUCGAUGUGUCCUGCGUCAAGAUCGAAGAGGUCAUCGGUGCCGGUGAGUUUGGCGAGGUGUGUCGUGGGUGUCUGAAGAUCGUGGGAAAGAAAGAGAACUACGUGGCUAUCAAGACCCUGAAAGGAGGCUACACUGAGAAGCAGAGGCGGGACUUCCUGAGCGAGGCCAGCAUCAUGGGCCAGUUCGACCACCCCAACAUCAUCCGGCUGGAGGGCGUCAUCACCAACAGCUGUCCGGUCAUGAUCAUCACAGAGUUUAUGGAGAAUGGCGCCCUCGACUCCUUCCUCAGGCUGAACGACGGUCAGUUCACUCCGAUCCAGCUGGUGGGAAUGCUGCGCGGGAUCGCGUCGGGAAUGAAGUACCUGUCGGAGAUGAGCUACGUACACCGCGACCUGGCUGCUCGAAACAUCUUGGUCAACAGCAACUUGGUGUGCAAGGUCUCCGACUUCGGACUGUCGAGGUUCCUAGAGGAGAACUCCUCCGAUCCCACCUACACCAGCUCGCUGGGUGGCAAGAUCCCUAUCCGAUGGACCGCUCCGGAGGCCAUAGCGUUCCGAAAGUUCACCUCCUCCAGCGACGUGUGGAGCUACGGCAUCGUCAUGUGGGAAGUGAUGUCCUUCGGAGAAAGACCCUACUGGGACAUGUCCAACCAAGACGUUAUCAAUGCAAUUGAGCAGGACUAUCGCCUGCCCCCUCCCCCGGACUGCCCCAACUCUCUGCACCAGCUCAUGCUGGACUGCUGGCAGAAAGAACGGAACACGCGCCCCCGAUUUGCCCAGAUCGUCAGCUCCCUGGACAAGCUCAUCCGCAACCCAGCCAGCCUCAAGAUCCUGGCCCGCGAGGCCGUAGAGCCGUCCCACCCUCUCCUUGAUCAACGCCUGCCCCCCUUCUCCUCCUUCGUCUCGGUGGGCGAGUGGCUUCGGGCCAUCAAGAUGGGCCGCUACGAGGAGAGCUUCGUUCAGGCCGGCUUUAGCAACUUUGAUCUGGUCAGCCAGCUCUCAACAGAAGACUUGCUUCGAAUUGGCGUCACCCUGGCUGGUCACCAGAAGAAAAUCCUAUCCAGCAUCCACAACAUGAGGGCACAGUUAAAAACUCCACAACCUGCUCGAUUCUGACACCUACAGCAAUAUCCCCAGCCCCCAGCGCUGGUGGAACAGGCAACACAGCCUUUCAAACUCUGAUACCCCCCCCCCCCAUUACAGGGUGGGGAAUCUGGUGCUAAACAAGGCUAAACGUGACAUUGCACUUUCCUUUUGCGGAGUGAGGACUGGGAGCCAUAAGCCUAGGCACCAGACCAGGGGUGUCCUGGAGGUAAAAUGAGAUCUGGAACGACUCCAGGGUCCAGAUGGGGGGGUAACGGAUUUCCAACAAGGACUAGAACAGCACUGAUGGGUUGAGGCUCAAUUCAUCCGUUUCGACCUGUAGACUUGGCACCGGUUUUGUGUCGGGCGGGGGCGGGGGGGACCAACAAGCCAUCGGAUUCUGUGACGUCUAACGUGAUUCUCUGGGAAUCCUCGCACUUCUGUUGGAGCCUAAUACCGCCCAACACAAGCUGGACGAUAUGACAAGGGUUCACAGGAUCAUGGACUAAAUAAAGCCUGUAGAAUAAAACAUUGAGGGAAUUGGUUUUUCUUUUUAAAAAUCCGGUCCCUGUAUAUUUUAUACCUGAACAAGCCCUGCAUGGUCACUCUGACAGAUCCUGAGCGGUGAAGAACGAAGGAUUCUAUCGGGGAGAUACAGACACACCAUCCUGACUUUGUAUUUUAUUUCAGCUCUUUCAAACCUGGAUCUUCAUUAAGACCAUCGCAAAAAUACGUCUUCCUCGGCCAAAUUUUACCCGCUUUCCUUCAAAGUUUGGGGCAAGUUUACUCCAGCAACCGCUCCAAACUUUGGGGUU